AUGGGGUACUGGAAGGACGCAUCCGACCUCCCAACCGCCUGCGCCGCCCUGCUCCAGCAGGUCCUCAUCACCGCCGGUCUCCUCGACCCAUCCGGCGGUCCAGCCCACCACCCACCGCAGACGCGCUUCCGUCUCGUCGACGUCGGCAUCGGCUGCGGCGACCAGACUCUCGAGCUGCUCCGCGCGCGGCGCUUCACCCCGUCCGCAUCCACAGACGCAAUCACAGAAGAACCGUUGUUCGACAGCUACGUCGGCAUCACCGAUCUCCCGCUCCAAGCGGAUGUCGCGCGGCAGCGCCUCCCGCCCAGUUCCGCAGCGCACGCGCACGCGCACAUCUUCGCCGCGGACGCAGCGGACCCAACUACCUGGCCGGCAGACCUACAGUCUACCCUGCAGUCUGCCGACGCUGACGGCAAGCAGACACAGACCUGGCUGCUCGCGCUAGACACGCUCUACCACUUCCGGCCCUCGCGCCGGCCGCUGCUGGCGUACGCGAACGGCUCGCUCCGCGCCUCCUUCAUGGCCUUUGACCUCCUCCUUGCCGACGGCGCGUCACCCUGGCAGAAACUGCUCCUGUGGAUGGUGUGUUGGGUGGCCCGGAUGCCGGUGGGGAACUUUGUCACGCGCGCCGAGUACGAGGCGCUCCUUGUGCGGGCGGGGUAUGCGCUGGAGCGGGUGGAGAUUGUUGAUGUUUCGAUGCAUGUGUUUGGGGGGUUGGCGGGGUUUAUUUGGCGGAGGGAUAGGGAGUUGCGGGCGUAUGGGCUGUCGGUUGGGCGGUAUCGGGUUGCGGCGCGGGUGUUUGACUGGUGGGCGCGGACGGGGGUGGUUAGGGGGGUUGUGGUUGUUGCUCGGUUGUGA
This is a messenger RNA of Aspergillus terreus NIH2624, 858 nucleotides long. RefSeq lists its product as uncharacterized. Bases 1 to 858 code for a protein of 285 amino acids. NCBI's taxonomy places the organism in Eukaryota, Fungi, Ascomycota, Eurotiomycetes, Eurotiales, Aspergillaceae. The transcript has 2 exons. The record is from RefSeq and is a predicted model, not a curated record.